CUUUGCUGAACAUUUAUUUCAGUGAGUUGAGCUGCUAGAUCUAUGAAACCUGUAAGCAGUUCUACAGAUCUUUAUUGCCGCAUCAGAGUUUUUAACAACCCACAAAAAGAAGAUAAAAGAGAAGAUGCCUCGAUCUGAGCAAACCAGAAAAACUCUCUCCGAUCACAGGAAAAGUCUCCAGGAUCUAAAAAAGUCCUAUGAAGCAAGUGAAGAGGCUGAGAAACAGCAGUUAUGGGAGAUUAUCAAGGAUGAAUUGCAGGAGAUCCUGAAGAAGUACUCCUUAGACUUCUCAAAAGAACAAAUGAAGAUCUUCAACGACCCCAUUCAUGGUCACAUUGAGCUGCACCCCCUGUUGGUGAAGAUCACAGAUACUCCUCAGUUUCAGAGAAUGAGACACAUCAAACAGCUGGGAGGAACAUAUCUGGUGUAUCUGGUUGGUUUCAACAAUCGCUUUGAACACUCACUUGGGGGCUCCCAGUCCAGACGUCGUAUCUUUCAGGGGAAGACCUUUCAGUUCCAACAUGACAAUGCCAGAACCACAUACUGGAUCAAUCACAACAUCAUUGGCUGCGUAGAAGAUGGAAUCACCGGCGACUACUGA
Messenger RNA from Cyprinus carpio (common carp), 601 nucleotides. RefSeq lists its product as uncharacterized. The record is from RefSeq and is a predicted model, not a curated record. The transcript is spliced from 4 exons. The coding region runs from base 125 to 601 and encodes 158 amino acids. NCBI's taxonomy places the organism in Eukaryota, Metazoa, Chordata, Actinopteri, Cypriniformes, Cyprinidae.